Molecule: messenger RNA, 870 nt
Organism: Auanema sp. JU1783
Lineage: Eukaryota; Metazoa; Nematoda; Chromadorea; Rhabditida; Rhabditidae
Source: the annotation of a GenBank genome assembly
AUGAAAAGUCAUCUACUUUCCUUCAAAUAUAUAUUGUUUGUUAUAUUAUCGACUUUAUCAAUAUGUAAAGCCGAUUUUACUCCAAAUUUCCGCAAAUUCCUGCACGACACUUAUGGAGUGGCGAUCCAGGAAAUGCUUGAAAGGACUGAUCUGGGAUUAGACGCGUCUUUCGGAGGAAAGAUGACAGUUGAUGAAGCGAUCACAAACGAUCCUGUUAUCAUCGUUCAUGGAAUCACCAACAAGAUCACUCGUUUUGAGGGUAUGAGACAAUUCCUUAUAAGCAAAGGCUAUAAGAGCUCUGAGGUCUAUGGAACCACUUGGGGAGAUGCUGGAGCAACCCCUGUAGGACUAGUUGACUUGAAAUGCUCAUAUGUGAAACAGCUGAGAGCGCUUAUCAUUGCCGUCAGCCAAUAUACGGGUAAACAAGUUGAUAUUAUAGCUUAUUCGAUGGGCGCUCCACUAGCCCGCAAGGCUAUUCUGGGAGGAAAUUGUGUUGAUACAAGAGAAAUUCUAGGAACUCCUAUCACACAGCUUAUUGAUACAUUCCUAUCAGUUGCUGGUGCGAACUAUGGAAGUGCUUUAUGUUUGGUAGCUCUACCUGUGGGUACAUGCAAUAGAAAAACAGGAUUACACUGUGAUUCUGAAUAUCUACAAGAUAUAAAUGCUAAUGAGGGAUAUGAGGGAACUUUCGUUUUCAGUGUUUUCUCAACAGCUGAUGAGAAGGUGGGUUUCCGUGCAUGUGGAAAACCUGUUGCUCCGAUUCGUGGAGGUACUGGAUAUGUCAAGAAAGAUGGAUUAACGCAUGACCAGCUUAUGGAUAGCACAUUACAAUUACAAAAGAAUUUCAUUGUAAGGCAUUCGCCCAAGUAG